CUACCAAUUGAGCUACAGAGGACCACCAUAACACUACCAGUCAAUUGAUUGGUGGUGUCAUGUCAAUAUUAUAGAAUGAUAAUCUUAAUCCAACAAUUAAUAAAUGCAAUUGAGCGAUGAUGAAUAAGUAGCACACAAAAAUUAGCCUACAGAAAGAAUAUUCGAAAUAAUAAGCUACAUGUAAAACAUGAGUAGGCUAAUACUACAUUACUCAUGCAUAGCCUAAUGGAGAGUAGGCUAUAUGAAAUAGCAAUAUUGGCAAUCACAUGUCGAAAAACUAAUAACAUCUGUCCAAAACACACACUCGACAACAAAUCUGUAUGCAUUGUUCACGAUCUACAUGGAAAAUCCAUCCCAUGUUUUAGCUGUUAAAGAAAUUGCCAACUCCCGUUCAAUAGUUCCAAUCCGGGGCCCUAUUCAAUAUCACAGGUUCAUGUUCAAUAACUCCAUUCCGCGCCCAUGUUCAAUAAGCGAUGUCCCUGUUCAAUUGCUCCGCUCCGUGUUUUGCGCGCGCUCCCCCUCCUUUUUACUGAACUCCAGCCCCUCGCUCUCUCUGUAUCAGCCUCUCACUCCGUCUCAAUAUGUCUCAAGAUGGCGGCCAAUGCGGGAUCGAUGUUUCAAUAUUGGAAGCGCUUUGAUUUACAGCAGCUGCAGAGAGAACUGGACGCCACCGCCACAGUCCUGGCCAACAGACAAGAUGAGAGCGAGCAGUCUAGGAAAAAGCUCAUCGACCAGAGCCGCGAGUUCAAGAAAAACACACCAGAGGAUCUGCGAAAGCAGGUAGCUCCGUUGCUCAAGGGCUUCCAAGCAGAGAUCGACGCGGUGAGUAAAAGAAGUAAAGAGUCAGAGGCUGCCUUCCUAAGCGUGUACAAGAGAUUCAUCGAUGUCCCAGACCCUGUGUCGGCCCUGGAGGCUGCCCAGCAGCUACAGCUGAAGGUCCAGAGGAUGCACGACAUCGAGACAGAGAACCAGAAGCUCCGCGAGACGCUGGAAGGCUACACCCAGGAGAUCGCUGAGGUCAAGAACCACGAGGUCACAAUUAAAGCACUUAAGGAGAAGAUAGAGGAGUAUGAAGAGACCCUGAAGAAGCAGGCCAAGGAGCUGGGCCAGGAGGAGAGGAGAGAGGGAGAGGAGGAGGGGCAGCUUCACAACAACCAUGCAGAGGAGGAGAGUCAACAACAGGAGAACCAGGAGUCUGUGGUGUCAAAGCUGGAGGAGGCAGACAGUAAGGCCCAGUCCCUACAGACAGCACUUGAAGCAACUCAGGCAGAGCUUUUGGACCUGAAGAGCAAGUAUGACGAAGAGUCAACAUCAAAGGCCAAUAAGAUUGAAGUGGUGAUGUCAGACCUGGAGAGAGCCAAUCAGAGAGCGGAUGUAGCGGAGAGGGAAGCAGAGGCUCUUCGGGAACAGCUGACAUCCGCCAACAAGUCCCUCCAGCUUGCCACACAGAUCCAGAAGGCCCCUGACAUGGAGCAGGCCCUGGAGGUUCUGUCUCGCUCCAGUCUGGAGGUGGAGCUGAGCGCCAAGGAGCGGGAGGUACUGCACCUGGCUGAGGACGUGCAGAGACUGCAGGCCAGCCUGGCCAACAUCCGUGAGAACUCAGCCUCACAAAUCAGUCAGCUGGAGCAGCAGCUCAGCACCAAGGAGAGCUCGCUCAAGCAACUGGAGGAGAAACUGCAGGAGCAGGCGGACUAUGAAGACGUCAAGAAAGAGCUCAGUUUCCGCAAGUCCAUAGAGUUUGGCCCUUCAAACUGCUCUUCAGCACAGGAAUCUAAGAAGCCUCUGGAGUUGUUGUUGAAGAGUCGAGGCCUGCAUUCUGAGAGCUCCUCCCUGCGCCUGAACAACAGUGAGCUGAGUAGUGUGAGGGAGCGAAAGGUCAAAGAGUCAUCAGAGGGACAACAGUGUCUUUCCACCACACCCAUGGGCACCAACUUGAAGGGCUCCCCUCCCCCUCCCUCCUCUCAGCUCCUCCUGCGCACUGGCUCAGGUGGUUCCUCCGACACCACCCCAGUCACUGCCGCCAAUGGCACACACCACUUCUCGCCCACGGGCGGUGGGCUGGGUGGGCAGGACUUCUUCAGCCCUUCCUCUCUGGCGUCGGCGGGCACCGUUUUCCCCUUGGGGGGCAAGAUGGCGCUCAACUCCCUGCUGCAGCGCCAGCUCAUGCAGACCUUUUACUCCAAAGCCCUGCAGGACUCAAUGUCCGCCUCCGGCCAGGCCCUGCUCUUCUCCCCCGCCAACUACCCCACCCAUAACUCCCUCUCAGCCAGCCCCCUGCCACCCCAUCAGUCUUUGCAGUCACAAUCCCAGCACCCGUCGGCGGGCAGCCCGGACAUCAACGGCCUAGCCCCCUCACCAAGCCAGUCAGAAGGGGCGGGGAGCGUCUCAGAAGGCGAAGACAUGGACACGUCUGAGAUAGCGCGUCAGGUCAAGGAGCAGCUGAUCAAGCACAACAUUGGGCAGAGGAUCUUCGGCCACUAUGUGCUGGGGUUGUCCCAGGGCUCUGUCAGUGAGAUACUGGCCAGGCCCAAGCCCUGGAGCAAGCUGACCAUCCGGGGCAAGGAGCCCUUCCACAAGAUGAGGCAGUUCCUGUCCGACGAGCAGAACAUCCUGGCACUGCGCAGCAUCCAGGGGAGACAGAGAGAGAACCCAGGCCAGAACCUGAACAGAGUGUUUCAGGAGGUUCCGAAGCGAAGAACCGGCUCCGAAUGCUCCUCGAGGCCAGGUAACAUCACCACACGGAUCCGCACCCCAGAGAGUGGCUCAGACGAGGCCAUCAAGUCCAUCCUGGAGCAGGCCAAGAGAGAGCUGCAGGUUCAGAAGGCUGAUGGUGUGGAGGACAGACAGCGACGACAGACAGGUUACCCCCGAGGCAUGGGCAACUAUUUUGCAAAAUAUGCACAAAGUCUCAGACUCGUAGACUCGUCCCAGCCCCCUCCCUCGUCCAGCAUUGGUGGUGGUGGUGGUGGUAUCGGCUCGGGUGGAUCCUCCAGCUCAGACGAGACCAUCCGCUCCAUCCUAGAGCAGGCCAGGAGAGAGAUGGAGGCCCAGCAGGCCGUCCUGGAGCCCAUCCUCAAAGCAUCCUCCAUGGGCCCCUCUGACUUGGCCCUUCUCUCCCCCAAACUCCUGGGCGCUCCCAUCCUCCCGGCCUCCUACUCGCCUCUGGCCCUCUCACUCAAGAAGCCCUCCAUCCCCCCAACCUCCUCUCCUUCGCCCUCCUCCCUCCUGGAUUUCCACUCUGCCAUGGUGAAGAAGGAGGCAGGAGAGGUGGUGGUUGGAGAAGGUGGGGGAGGAGGAGGGUCGCUAAUGGACGGAGGGACGAAGCAGGGGCGAGGCUCCUGGAGGGAUCAAUGGUGGAGCAGUAUGCAUCCCGGGGGGCAGGGAGUCACGGCUAGCCUGAAUGACGAUGCGCGUAGUCAGGAGGACAGCAAGGAGGUGCUGGGCCUGUCUCAGGGCAGUGUGAGCGACAUGCUAUCCAGGCCCAAGCCCUGGAGCAAGCUGACCCAGAAGGGCCGGGAGCCCUUCAUCCGCAUGCAGCUCUGGCUCAACGGAGAGCUGGGCCAGAACAUCCUGCCCUUACAGGGCCAGCCGCAAGAAAACACCCCAAAGACCUCAGCCAGCUGCAGCCCGGCCCCAGAGUCCCCCCUCAGCUCAGCCGAGGAGUCGGUGAAGAGCCUGGGGGAGCAGGGGGGAGGAGGAGGGGGAUGUGGAGGAGGAUCGUCCCAGGUCCUCCCCAGGGAGCCCAGCGAGCCCUCUGAGUCCCAGCCCGGCACGCCACUGCCCGUCCCCGGCCACUCAGGUCUCAGCAUCCAGGAGAUGGUGGCCAUGUCCCCGGAGCUGGACACCUACAUCAUCACCAAGAAGGUCAAGGAGGUGCUAACCGACAACAACCUCGGUCAGCGUCUGUUUGGGGAAACCAUCCUGGGUCUGACCCAGGGCUCGGUGUCUGACCUGCUGGCGAGGCCCAAGCCCUGGCACAAACUCAGCCUGAAGGGACGCGAGCCCUUCGUCCGCAUGCAGCUCUGGCUCCAGGACCCACUCAACGUGGAGAAACUCAUGGACAUGAAACGCAUGGAGAAGAAAGCGUACAUGAAGCGGCGUCACAGCUCUGUGAGCGAGAGCCAGGCGGCGGACAGUGGGGGCCUGUCAGGGGGAGACUUCAGCCAGGGGGGCAGCCCCCAGCACGGCCUCGGCCACCACCUGCACCAGCAGCAGCCUCCCCAGCAGCAUCUGAAGAAGGCCCGUGUGGUGCUGGCCCCCGAGGAGAAGGAGGCCCUGAAGAGGGCCUACCAGCAGAAGCCCUACCCCUCGCCCAAGACCAUCGAGGAGCUGGCCUCACAGCUCAACCUCAAGACCAGCACCGUCAUCAACUGGUUCCACAACUAUAGGUCUCGUAUCCGACGGGAGCUUUUCAUCGAGGAGAUCCAGCGAGGCGAGGGAGGUGAGGGCGGCUCCCCGUCCACCAGGGCGGGCAAGGCCAGCGAGGGCGACAGCUGUGACGGUACCGAGUCAGAUGGCACGGUGGAGGGCACACGCCCCGGCCACGAGCACCACCCAGCCUCGGAAGGCGAGGGGGGGUCCGACCACAGAGACGAGGGCACCACCUCAGCCACCGGCAGCAACGCUGCAGGUACCAGCGGCCACCACAAGGGUGGCGCCCUGGACAGCCUGUUCAGCUUCCCCGAGAGCACCCAUGUUUCCUCUGCGUCUGUGGCCGCCACCACCGCUGCCCGCAACCCCCGCGACAGCAGCCUGCGCAAGAAGAAAGCCGCCAACCUCAAUAAUAUCAUCCACCGCCUGGAGAAGGCCGCCGGCAAAGACGAGCCCCAUGAGUGGGAGUUCUAAUACGGUCCCCCCUGCUCAUGCUGCUGGGGAGAGAGAGAGGUUCUAAUACGGUCCCCCCUGCACAUGCUGCUGGGGAGAGAGAUAGUUACUAUUUUUCUAGUGCCCUGACUGCACAGUCCCAAGGCCAAGACUGGAGCAGUGCUGCCAGAGAAGAACUGGCGUCUUUUACGAGUUUUCAUAUCAGAGGGUUUAGAGAUUUCUUUGAGAAGCGAAACAACCGCAACAACCUUGUUUUGUUUGGAGAUAAAGCACUUAACAGCCCUGCUGGCCACAGGGCCCUAACACCACAGGCCAAAGGUGCGAAAGAGACGAAAGACUUGCGCUACUCACAAAGUAGCGUCACUCCACAGGAGGAAACUGUUACGAGAAGCAAUUCCGUGUUUUCUUUGUGUGUGUGUGUGUGUGUGUGUGUGUGUGUGUGUGUGUGUGUGUGCGUGUGUGUGUGUGCGUGUGUGUGUGUGUGUUUCCCUUUGAGAGAUUUAUUCACCACCUCAAAGUUUUUCUAACCUUGUUCGCUCUGUGAGUUUUCACGUCUAGUAGACUAACUGUUAGAAUGUUUUCCCUUUUUCUGUUUUCUAAGAGGUUAUUUCUCCUCAUAACUCCAUUGCAGUUGUUUGGCUAUCUGAUAGGAUCGUCAAACAAAAAAAGAGAAUGAAAAGCCAAGCAUUUAGAAAAUGAGUCUGCAGGAGAGGAGAACCAUGGAGAACCCUUUCCCAAGCAAUGUUCCUUUCUGUGCCCCAAAAGUUGCCAUGUAAUGGCAUUGGAACUCUUAAUAUGCUAUGGACUCUAUUGAGAAAAUAAUGACAAUUUUUAUCAAAUUAUUUUUCUUUAUAGCAAUUUGGUUGCCACUAAGAGAUUGCACAGUCGGUCGACUUUAAACAAUGCUAUUUUCAAUUCCUAAAUAUUUGGGAAGGGUAAAAUGUUAAGUGAAAUACAAAUUAUCAGUUGUUGAAAGGAACGAUGAAAAAAGAUGAUCACUUUAAUU
Coregonus clupeaformis (lake whitefish) is the source of this 5830-nucleotide messenger RNA. RefSeq names its product homeobox protein cut-like 1. The record is from RefSeq and is a predicted model, not a curated record. Gene Ontology annotation, molecular function: DNA-binding transcription factor activity, RNA polymerase II-specific; DNA binding. NCBI's taxonomy places the organism in Eukaryota, Metazoa, Chordata, Actinopteri, Salmoniformes, Salmonidae. Gene Ontology annotation, biological process: regulation of DNA-templated transcription. Bases 460 to 4845 code for a protein of 1461 amino acids. The transcript has 23 exons.